This is a messenger RNA of Gavialis gangeticus (Gharial), 2205 nucleotides long. RefSeq names its product ladinin 1 (gene LAD1). The record is from RefSeq and is a predicted model, not a curated record. Gene Ontology annotation, molecular function: structural molecule activity. Bases 444 to 1676 code for a protein of 410 amino acids. The transcript is spliced from 10 exons. NCBI's taxonomy places the organism in Eukaryota, Metazoa, Chordata, Crocodylia, Gavialidae.
GGGGGAACCGACAGACAGCGAGAGGCUGGUAAAACAGGUUCUGAGAAGGGAGUUGUCCCUGAAAAGCAGGGAGACCUGGACAAGUAUGCAAUGAACAGGGGCUGAAUUCAAACCCGGACAACACCGGCAAGGAAGGAAUGAUUCUCUUUGUGCCAAAGCUGGGUCACACCCGUGGUAGGGUGCCUUUUGCAAGGUGCUGCUAGUAGACAAAUUACAGCUCAGAGUCUGUCAAGGUAGAUAAGAGACCAUGUGAUACAGCCUGGCAGUAAAUGGGCUGCAGGGUAAAGGUGCACAGGGAAAUAACACGGCAGGGGAGGCACGGACUCUCUUCCCAGUCCUUUGGGCACGUCAAGUCCGAGUCCCCAGGGCGAUCUGUAUCGUGGUGCAUGAACUUGACAACCAGGGACGCUUUCUGCUCUUUUUGAAAGCCCGGGAAGUCUGGGAUGUCUUUCAACAGAAAAAACUGGUCUACGCUUUCCAGCCUGGCGAGGCAGAGGACUCUGGAAGAUGAAGAGGAACUAGAACGAGAGCGCCGGCGAAGGCUCCGAAGUCAGAAGCCCUCCAUAUCAGGGGAGGAAGAGGACCUCCCCCCUUCACCAAAUGCUAGCCACCCAGUGCCAGACAGGCCCAAGGAGGCAGACCCACCAGCGGCAGCGACCCCGGAGGAAGAUGAGCAGAAGGUUUCAGAGGGGCCGAAGACAGAGGAGGUGAGGCAGCAAAGGCAGCAGGUGACAAGCAUCUCAGAAAAUGUGAAAGAGGAGAAGGAACCAGAAGCAGAAGCAGAAGCAGAAGCAGGUCCCCCAAAGCCAGCACCAUGGCGGCAGUCAGCCCAAGUGAAGGUCCUGGCCAGAGAGUUUUCUAAGGAGCAGAUGGAUCCAAGAGUGGAUGAACAUCCAGAGUCAGCUCCAGAGCCAGAAGCUGUAGAAAAGGAACAACAUCAGCAGCCAGCUUCGCAUGAAGAGGAGCAUCGAGCAGAGAUAGCAGGACAGCCCCAAGAGCCCGCACAGGAGCAGAAAGGCCGCAUCCACCUUGAGAUAAAGGCUGUCCCCAAAGAAGGACGCAGUGUAAUGAAGACACUGAUCUCUCCGGGGGCAUCUCCUUCUGGCCAGCCGGAUACUGCAAGGAAUCCCCUAAGGUCUCCGGAAACAGCAAGAUCCGUCCCUGCCUCGCAAGAACCUGAAGACUCCUCUGUUGCUUCCCACACUACUCUCGACUCACUCAGUCGCUGCAGUCCAAGGACGCUCUCAUUCCGGGUGAUGUCAAGAAGCAAGAAACAAGAAAGUCCAUUUACCAGAAGUGCCAGUGUGCGACUUCCCGCCAGCAGUGUCAAGCUGGAAGAGAAGCUGCAAAAAUACACUUCAAUUGUACAGCGGUCUGAGCUGAUAAAAGCACCCGGGGCCGCCCAAAGAGGUUUCGUACCAUCAUCGGAGAGUGUGGCCAGCAAGCGCAGCAUCUUUGAGGCCAGUGCCACCAGCAGGGCUGAUCAGGCUCCUGCCAGGAAGGAGAAUUUGAAGAUACCUAAUGUGGUGUCAUCCCGCAUCAACCUCUGGAUCCGCAGGACUCAGGAGCCCAGCAAUGACAGUGGAGCCAAGGACACCGGGAAAAUGAAUAGCUCAGCAAAGCACAACUUCGUGACCAAGUGGCCCAAAGACUCUGCCAGCGACACCAAGCUCUAACAACAUGAGACGUCCUGGGGAAAUCUCUCUCUGCAAGGAUCAUAGCCUGGCCCACCCCUACCUCCAGAAUCCUUCAUGACCGUCUCAAAGCUGCUGUUCCUGUAACACCUACAAGAAGUCUGCAUCUCCCAGAAGUUGGAAGACCCUCCCCCACUUCCCUUCUCUGGGGUGGGGGUUCAGUCUCCUGGUGAAUUCUGCUUGGUGGACAGGAAGGAAGAAGGUGUGCAGGUUGUCACCUGAGCCCUGGUGUGGAUGACCGCACACAUCUCUUGCUGUCUCUUCCAACUAUGCUGCUUACCAUAUAGCAAAGCCGCAAGUCCAUCACGUGUGCUGAAGGCACCAAACCUCUGCUGUCUCAUCCCUCAGUAAUGUUUCAGUUCUAGCUUAGUCACUGUAUCUAUAGUAGGAUUAACCAUAUGCUCCAUGCCCAGCAGCUGGACCCAGCAUCUCACUGCGCUGGCAGGAGAGGAGGCUGUCUGGGUCAGCUUUACACCUUUAGGACCUUGCUUGAAAGCCUGCCUGGAAUUUG